Messenger RNA from Saccostrea cuccullata (small rock oyster), 1512 nucleotides. Its product is annotated as neuronal membrane glycoprotein M6-a-like. Gene Ontology annotation, cellular component: plasma membrane. The transcript is spliced from 7 exons. Gene Ontology annotation, biological process: neuron projection development. The record is from RefSeq and is a predicted model, not a curated record. Bases 89 to 895 code for a protein of 268 amino acids. NCBI's taxonomy places the organism in Eukaryota, Metazoa, Mollusca, Bivalvia, Ostreida, Ostreidae.
CCUAUGAGUCAUUUUUUCGAAAUGAAAGAAGAAAAGAAAUAGUUUAAACAGAUUAUUUUUCGCUGCUUUACUCGAGGAUUCAUAAAAAAUGGGUACACUUGAUAAGUUGGGGAACUGGCCCUUUGCAUCUCUGAUGGCCACCAUUAUUGUCUUUGUGGGAGUGGGGGUGUUUUGUGGCACCCUGUACCGAGCAUUACAGAUCAUCAUUAUCAAUGUUAUGGAGGGAUUGUUCCAGUUUACAGUGACUUGGCUGUCUGUGGUUCAGAUUGUGUUCAUUGUGAUUGCCAUAGUGAUGGCACUGUUCUCCAUUGUCCUGUUGGUUUUCGGUUUCCUUGCAACAGGAGCAACCAGACAAAAUGUAUACUCGGGGAAGAGAUGCAUUAUGGGAGGACAAGUGUCUGCUGGUUUUUUUAUGAUGAUGUCAUUCCUGCUGAGUUUAGUCUGGCUGGUGAUCGUGGGUGUGGCCACCAUUCCUGUGUUUCUGUACAUCAUGCUGGGGUCCAUCUGUAACCAGGAAGUUUACCACAACAAUUAUCAAACUGUGGCUUACUGCUUCAGACUCAAACAUUAUGGUAUCUACAGGAAUUCCACAUACCCAUUUCUGGGUGUUGCUGCUCCAGGGAGGGAUGAAAUCUGUAACCCUGUUGAGCUAAGGGUCCUAUGUGAUAGGUUUGCUGAGGCAGGUCCUCUGUUCUGUGUAGCCCUAGCUGGGGCAGCGUGUAUCGUCAUUGGUAUGCUUUUAUUUAUGUCCACUCUAUCAGCUAACUACACCAGAAUCAAAAUCUCCAAGGAGCUGACGGAUUACCGCAAUGCUGUGGACAUGGAGGAGAUAGACCUACACAGCAACAUGAAGGGGAUAAUGGAUCAGUCGUAUGACAAAAGCAGCUACCGGUGAUUCGAUUCACUGAAACGUUUGGAAGAUUAAGCAUAUCCUGCACAACAUGAGAAAAUCCAUAUUUUUGAAAUCUUUGUCCAUUCUUACAGAUUAGAUUACCUGAUACCUUUAUGAAGGAAUGGAGGUACUCUUGUCUUAGCAAUUGUAUUAAAAUUGUAGAUGAACUAUAAGUACAUGUAUUAACACAUCAAUGUGGUGAUGAUUAUUCAAAACUUUUGUGCAUAUCAACUUACGUGUGACUAUCAUUGUGUUAUUUCAGAAUGAGUCUUUUUAUCUGCAAACUUAUCUUUUGUAUAUUGCGUGGUUGUGAAAUGGUGUUUUUUUUUAUACAUGUAUUUUUUUGUUUGAACACAAAAAAUGUGAUAUGUGUUACCCAAGGGUUAUGUGCAGUAAACUUUUGAAAAUAUAUUUUACAAAAUAUCAGUUAUCCCUUAAAAAAAUAUUUUAUGCAUAAACAUUCCAGACUUUACGACAUAUCAGCAUGUUUUCCACUAAUAAGAAAAGUUUAUAAUUUUUUUGUUGUUUUUUUUUUUAUAUAAGACUUGCCCUAUUCUGAUUGAUCUUCAUUUUGUUCACGUAUUAGAAGGGAAAUAACUCCCAUUGCACAUUCGAGUGUU